Molecule: messenger RNA, 585 nt
Organism: Lodderomyces parapsilosis
Lineage: Eukaryota; Fungi; Ascomycota; Pichiomycetes; Serinales; Debaryomycetaceae
Exons: 1
Coding region: 1-585 (194 amino acids)
Source: RefSeq, a predicted model, not a curated record
AUGCAUUUGGCACUUGUUCUCCUACCAAUUUGCAUCGCUGCAGCUCAUAUGAUCAAGCCCCAGUCUGAACAGUUUCUCCUUGCAGCCUACGAUGAAGAUUACACCUACAAUUUACAACACGAAACUCAAUACCUCAAUGCACCAAUCCAAAGAGUCGAUUACCAAUCAUCCAAACUAUUCAUUCCUCAGCACACAAAGGACACCGCAAACUCCUCCACCACGUCAGCAAAGUAUAUUGAAGGUAAAAUUUUGAUUAAUGGUAGUUAUAAAGUAGAUAAUUUAAACAAUGAGGGAUUACAUUUCAUCAGAGUUGAUAAUCGUACAAAUAGAUUGAAAGCGUGUCCUAAAGGUGAAUUGUCUACCGGGUUUAGCUUAUUUAGGGAUGAGUUGCUUUAUAAUAAAUUGGGCAAAUGGUCAUUGUGCUUUGAUGUUGAAUGCAAUUGUUCGUAUAUUUACCACGGAACAGUUAAGGAUAAUGUCAAGUAUUGUGAUUCCGGUGAUCAAGAAAUUACCGUGAGGGCAAUUGGGAAGUAUGAUGCAUCUGGAGCUAUACCUGAUUAUCCAUACAGCUUGGAGGAAAAUUAA